AUGUUACUUACUCCUCUAAUAGCGGUGUCGUGUAAGAAGCUUACUCACAACAAUGAUAAAUAUUUAAAAUGGGAUGGAAAUCUAGUAAUAUUCCUAAGAAAAUGUUUCCAAGGUGAACUGAUCUUUAUAUUGAUUGCAGAUACUUCUAAAUUUCCUAUAAAAUACGCUCCUAUGCUUAUGCAAGAGCUUAAAGUACGCUUAAAAAUAUUAUUAUUUGGUUCGGCAGUAGUCGGCAGACAGUCAAAUAUAUCUAAUAAAAAUUUAAAUAAAACUUUUAAUGCUAAUAGUACUAUUUAUUGUAUAGCAUAUAUAAUAAGUCAAUUGAGAACUGGUAGCUUGGAUAGACUACUAAGAGGAGCUACUGCUGAGCUAUUUGAACGUUAUAAUAAUUUCAAGUUACUUAAAGAAUGUGUAAAUAUUGAAUCUCAUGUUGAUAUCGUUAAGUGCUCAGUAAACAAGGCUAUAGCACACCUCUUUGGCAGUAAAGAGAAUCUACAUGUUUUAGAAGAAAAGACCUUGAAACUUACACAAGAUGCACUUUUGUUUAGUAGUGAUGCUCGGAAUUUAUACAAGCAGAAACAUGGCAACUUCCUACUUAGCAUAUACACAACAAAAAUAUUAAUAUCAAUAGCUAUCGCAAUUUUUUGUAUUUACAAAAGAAUAAAAUAA
Molecule: messenger RNA, 669 nt
Organism: Cryptosporidium muris RN66
Lineage: Eukaryota; Apicomplexa; Conoidasida; Eucoccidiorida; Cryptosporidiidae
Exons: 2
Coding region: 1-669 (222 amino acids)
Source: RefSeq, a predicted model, not a curated record